GCGUUUAUAUAUACGGCCCUGGUUUAUAUCACAAGAGGUAUUUUAUGAUAUUUUUGGUAACAUUUUUCAGAGGACCUUUCGAAGCUAAUAUCGCCCAAGCUCUCCUCAAUUUGUUCCACUAAAAGAGGAAAAGGAUUGACAUAUACCGACAUUUUUAAGGUGACCACCUUACCAGCGCCGCCGGUGCCGCUGCCGCUCGGCCGCUAUGGAUGUGGCCAUCCGCAACAUCCGUGGUAACCUGGAGCGGCUGUUCGACAAGAACCUCACCGACCUGGUGCGGGGAAUACGCAACAAUAAGGACAAUGAGGCCAAAUACAUCGCCCAGUGUAUUGAGGAGAUCAAGCAGGAACUGCGUCAGGACAAUAUGGCCGUCAAGGUCAACGCCGUGCAGAAACUCACCUACAUCCAGAUGUUGGGCUACGACAUCAGUUGGGCCAGCUUCAACAUCGUGGAGGUGAUGAGCUCGCCAAAGUUCACCUACAAGCGGGUCGGCUACCUGGCGGCGUCCCAGUCGUUCCACCCCGACACUGAGGUUCUGAUGCUGACCACCAACAUGAUCCGUAAGGACCUCAACAGUCAGACCCAGUACGACUCAGCCGUGGCGCUCACCAGUCUGUCCUGCUUCAUAUCGACCGACCUGGCGCGGGACCUGGCCAACGACGUCAUGACGCUGCUGUCUUCCACGAAGCCUUACCUGCGGAAGAAGGCGGUGUUGCUCAUGUACAAGAUCUUCCUCAAGUUCCCGGAGGCCCUGAGGCCAGCGUUCCCCCGGCUAAAGGACAAGCUCGACGAUCCGGAUCCGGGUGUACAGAGUGCGGCCGUGAACGUCAUCUGCGAGCUGGCCAGGAAGAACCCGCAGAACUACCUGGGCCUGGCGCCCGUCUUCUUCAAGCUGAUGACCUCGUCCACCAACAACUGGAUGCUCAUCAAGAUCAUCAAGCUGUUCGGAGCUCUAACGACGCUGGAGCCGCGUCUGGGUCGGAAGCUGAUCGAGCCGCUGACUAACCUCAUACACAGUACAUCAGCCAUGUCGCUGCUGUACGAGUGUAUCAACACGGUGAUUGCCGUACUCAUCUCCAUCUCGUCCGGCAUGCCGAGCCACAACGCGUCCAUCCAGCUCUGCGUCCAGAAGCUGCGCAUCCUCAUCGAGGACUCUGACCAGAACCUCAAGUACCUGGGCCUGCUGGCCAUGGGGAAAAUCCUGCAGAGCCACCCCAAGUCCGUCACCGUGCACAAGGACCUCAUCAUGCAGUGUCUGGAUGACAAGGACGAAUCGAUCCGGCUCCGAGCGCUGGACCUGCUGUACGGCAUGGUCUCCAAGAAGAACCUGAUGGAGAUCGUGAAGAAGCUGAUGGUGCACAUGGACCGAGCGGAGGGCAGCACCUACAGGGACGAGCUGCUGUCCAAGCUUAUCUUCAUCUGCAGUCAGAACAACUAUCAGUUCGUCACCAACUUUGAAUGGUACCUGAGCGUGCUGGUGGAGCUGACGCGGAUCGAGGGCUCCCAGCACGGCCCGCUGGUAGCCGCACAGAUGAUGGACGUCACAGUGAGAGUGGUGGCCAUCCGACACUUUGCCGUCGCUCAGAUGGCCCUGCUGCUCGACAACGCACACGUCCUGGCCACGGCCGCGCACAAAAACACCAUGCUGGAGGUUUUGUACGCGGCCGCGUGGAUCUGCGGUGAGUUCGCCGAGUACCUGCCCAACAUCCGCGCCACCGUGGAGGCGAUGCUGCGCACCCGCACGGCCAGCCUGCCGCCGCACAUCCUAGCAGUGUACGUUCAGAACGUGCUGAAGCUGUACGCGAGGAUGUUAGCGCGUGCCGAGCAGAGCGAGCAGCCGGAGGACGUGGAUGGCGCCAUGGUGGAGGUCAACCAGGUGGCUGAGCUGAUGAUCGAGACGCUGCCGACGUUCGCCUCGUCUGCCGAUCUGGAGGUACAGGAGCGCGCCACCUCUGCCCUCCAGCUAAUGAAGACGGUCCAAAAGCUGCAGUCUCGCGGCGAGAGGCUGGGCGCCGAGCUGCAGCAGCUCUUCAGCGGAGAGCUCAACCCCGUGGCGCCCAAAGCUCAGAAGAAGGUCCCGGUACCAGAGGGACUCAACCUAGACGAAUGGAUUAACGAGCCUUCGGACGAAUCCGCCGACGAACUGGAGACCGCCGACUACGGCGUGGAGGUGUUCGUGAAGGCCGAGAACCGGGGAGCGGGACCGGCGGCGCAUACCGAGAAACGCUACCAGCCGACCGCCGAGGAACUCAGAAAGAGUCGCGAGGCGCGGGCGCACGAGCAGGCGCACAACCCGCACUACCUGAAGGGCUCGCUGCAGUCCAGCGGCGCCAACUACGGCGGCGCCGGCGGCUCGGCAACUGCCGGGGAGAUGGGAGAUGUGCCCGUUCAGCAGCUCGACAUCAACGUUCCGCUCCGGAUCGGCGGUCUGGCGAGCUCGGACGACUACCUCAAAAUGCAGAACCGGUCAUACAAGUCCAGUAAAAAGAACAAGAAAAAGAAGAAGAAGAAGGGCGAGCCGAAGUCGUCCUCUGACGAGGACGCCGUGCCGGUGGUGCACGAGGUCAGCGUGGGCGGGGAGAUGCCCGAGGGUGCGCGCUCCUCUGAGGACGAGAAGGACACCCGGCCGGCCGACGAUCCGCACCGGGCGCUGGACAUCAAUCUGGAUGAGCCGCUGGCGCCGGACGAAGUGUUGCCGGUGAGGUCACACCGUCAGCCGGGACGGGCGCCGCCGCCGGCACAGCUGGCCGACACCAGGCCAGAGGCGCGGCCCAAGAAGAAGAAAAAGAAGGACAAGGACGAGAAGAAGCGGAAACACAAGAAGGACAAGGCCGACCGGGAGACGGCGGAAGGCGGACAGGCGGAGGCGGGGACCGAGCAGCCGGCGGCGGAGACCGCGGCGGCACCGGCCAACGGCAAAAACCCGCAGGACGACAUCGAGUUUUGGCUGAGUGAUAUGCCGGCAUCCACCCCGGCGGAAGGAGCAGCAGACUCGGCCGCCCCCGCCACCAGCAACGCCGAGCUGCUAGCGCCGUCCGAUCCAAAACCCGCCGCCCCCGCCCCCGCCCCGGCCGAGACGGCGCCCACCGCCAAUGGAGAGGCCACGCCUCCCGAGACCAACGGAGAGGCCAAGCAGAAAAAACACAAGUCGGCCAAGAAGAGCAAGAAGAGUAAAAAGGAGAAGUCUGGCCGCCUGCUGGGGUACGAGGAGGCGGCCGGCAUAUCGACCCCCAGCCACGAGGUGCUGCUGCCCGGACUGGGAGAGGAUGUGUCAGAGUCGCGGCUCCGGCCGCUAGCCGAAAACGAACACCUCAAACUGAUGUACGAGCCUCGCGCCGGUGCGGCGGACAGCGGGGAGGUGUCGGUGGCCGUGGCAGUCACCAACCGUGGCAGGGACGACCUGACGGACGUGCUGCUCGAGCUGACGCCCAAAGACGGCGUCACACUCGUACAGGAGCUGGAGUCGCUGUCGCUGCCGGCCGGCGCCUCCGAGGAAGUAUCGCUCCGGCUCCGGCUGGAUGAGGUCAGCGUGCCUCUCAAACUGGCCGCCAGCAUCACAUCAAAAACAACGUCGGGCGACAGUGACCGGCUGGCGUUCAAGCUCCGGCUCCCGGUCACCUCGCUCCUGAUUGGUCAGCUCGACGACAAACAGCUGUUUGCCGACCUGCUGUCGGGCGAUCAGCUGACUGCGCGGGCCACCUGCGUCGUGUCAGAGGUCACGGACGACUUUAAUCAGGUGUUGCACAAGGUAGCGUUCUGGGGCCGUCACACGGUGGUGGAGCAAAUCGACACCACGGCCAGCCUCUACAGCCGCUCCGUGCAGGGCGACCACAUCUGCCUGCUGCUCAAACAACUGGCGGCUGGUCGUCUGGGCAUUGACGGCAAGGGAACCAACCAGCAGCUGCUGGCUAACGUCGUGGACGAACUGCGGGCCAUAGUGUGCUCCUAACUGGAACUGGAACCCUGACCGGUCAGCGGUGACGUCACCAGGUCGUCCUGUGACGUCAUCUGCCCGGAGUGUGGCAUCAUCAGGUACGGCAAAAUGAUGGAAGGACCCGCGACGCUGGGGACACAGGAAAGAGCCAACUGCUCUGUCCGCGGGCCUAGGCUAACCCGAUGUCAUCAGGCCUUGAAAGGGUGCUACUGACGUCACCAAGUGUCCCCCUGACGUUACUGCACCUUGGAGUGACGUCACUGACGCCGUGACUGAUAUCCGGGGCCGGCGUGUGAUGGCGUCCCAUCAGAGGCGGUAGGUCAGCCGGUCCAGUAAGAGGCACAGAUCUGUGGGCUGGGCUGCGGCGGCCGGCGCGGUGGUCCAGGGUAGUGUGUGAGAUUAGGGGGUCCGGCCGGCCCCACCCAGUGAACGAGAGACCCGCGCCGCCCGACCGGACACGAAGGGCGAGUCUUACAGAACGGCUCCGCCGAGAGACGGCUAGCGGGGUCGGGCCGGGCCGGGUCGGCAGUGCUAACAUUCGUGAUACACCGCGCGCAUGUGGGCUGUUGGGCGGAGCUGCCGAAAACGUGCUGCUCCGAGGCGACAAUACCGAUCUGGUGGACGUGCGCGCCGCUGUUGGGCAUGAUAACCGCUGGUUUCUGACUGUGUGUGAGUGUGUGGUGCUCCGUGCGCGUGCGGUGGGCGGCCUCCGGCAUCACAGCUGCAUUCCACCGCUGGUAUCCGAACCUGUACAUAGCCGGGAGCUUUUAUAUUUAAACGGGCGUGCGCGGCGGUGGGUGGCCGCCCUGUUCUCGGUUGCGGGAUUGUAUUGUGAUGGGUGUUACCGCCUGCUUCUGCUGUUGGCAGCCCGCGCAGGGCCGCCGGCCGGCAGUGUGCGCCUGUUAUAACCGGCCGGUGUAUUUUGGGGGCGGGCCGGGAUAGAGCGUAGCGAAUCAUCUAUUUUGUUCCCGCCUUUGUAAAGUCUAUUGUAUACCAGGUAUAUCAUUAAUCGGAAAUACACUAUUCUGACUAGG
Molecule: messenger RNA, 4968 nt
Organism: Amphibalanus amphitrite
Lineage: Eukaryota; Metazoa; Arthropoda; Thecostraca; Balanomorpha; Balanidae
Product: AP-3 complex subunit delta-1-like
Exons: 26
Coding region: 206-3949 (1247 amino acids)
Biological process (GO): Golgi to vacuole transport; synaptic vesicle budding from endosome; synaptic vesicle membrane organization
Cellular component (GO): endosome membrane; presynaptic endosome; AP-3 adaptor complex
Source: RefSeq, a predicted model, not a curated record